AUGCCAUUGCGUCUGACCAAUAUAAUACGCCAAUCAAGAUGCACACAAAGAAUAUCUUCAUCAAUUACUACACGCAGUUACCACAGUCUACCGCCUGUUCAAUCAAUUGAUUGCUCUUUCGACCAUGUCGACCUCGAUGAAUUCAGACAGAAAGCCUUCAUUUCUGAGAAACCUGUAUCUCUAAGAUCGACGAAUGGCGCAUCUCCGACAACCUUAAGGAAAGAAAGUUCUAUAAAAAUAGCUGAGAAAUGGUUUGUGCCUAAGUCUUGCGAUCAAUUCGCAAAUUUAGAUAGGAUACCCAAAGAGGCCAGCACUCUUGUGCCAACAAGAUAUCUCGAAUACUUCGCAGACACUAUUCUUCCUUACGAAUUAACCGUUGACUCUCAUAAUGUGCGAAAUCAACUCGAAGGCUUUAUGCGACAUUACAAAUCCCAUGUCGACUUCUCAGAGCAGCUUCAGCAAUUAUUACAGCCUCAUGAUUCUAAGAAAACAUUCCAUCAUUUCUACGCACCACUUAGACUCUUUCUACUCGCCACUAGCCCACAUCAUCCUCUUCCGAUCUACAUUGCACAAGCUCAAAUAGCAGAUUUGCCUGAAGAAUUACAAAAGGAUCUGCCGACGCCAAAAGUGGUGAAAAAGGCCGGGAAGGGUGAUGUUUACGAUGCCAAUAUAUGGAUGGGGACAUCAACUAGUUAUACACCCUUGCACAAAGAUCCAAACCCGAACCUCUUUAUACAAUCAGUUGGCAAGAAAAAGGUCAGAUUGUUCCCACCGACUGUUGGGAGAGGAAUAUAUCAAAACGUACAACAAAGUAUUGGUGCAUCGGGAAUUGCCAGUAUCAGAGGUGAGGAGAUGAUGGAAGGACCAGAAAGGUCCUUAUUAGAACAACGUGUUUGGGGAGAGGGGGCGAUAGAGGGAGGAUUCGAGGAUGAGGUAGGCCCCGGCGAUGCCCUGUUUAUACCAAAAGGAUGGUGGCAUAGCAUAAAGAGUUUGGACGGUGGUAUUAAUGCAUCGGUGAAUUGGUGGUUCAGGUGA
Messenger RNA from Sclerotinia sclerotiorum 1980 UF-70, 1035 nucleotides. RefSeq lists its product as hypothetical. Gene Ontology annotation, molecular function: 2-oxoglutarate-dependent dioxygenase activity. The transcript has a single exon. Lineage: Eukaryota; Fungi; Ascomycota; Leotiomycetes; Helotiales; Sclerotiniaceae. The coding region runs from base 1 to 1035 and encodes 344 amino acids. The record is from RefSeq and is a predicted model, not a curated record.